Molecule: messenger RNA, 1929 nt
Organism: Harpegnathos saltator (Jerdon's jumping ant)
Lineage: Eukaryota; Metazoa; Arthropoda; Insecta; Hymenoptera; Formicidae
Gene: Hr83
Product: nuclear hormone receptor 83
Exons: 5
Coding region: 866-1921 (351 amino acids)
Biological process (GO): regulation of DNA-templated transcription
Molecular function (GO): zinc ion binding; sequence-specific DNA binding; DNA-binding transcription factor activity
Source: RefSeq, a predicted model, not a curated record
UGAAAUCACCUUUUUGUUGAUUGAAAUUCGUAUCGCGAGUACACGUGAGAAUAGCAGUGUUAGUCUGUGAGCACAUUUAUUUAGCAUACUUUUGUACGUCCACCGAGCACCAAGAUAUUGUAAAGAAAAAAGGGAAAUUAAAACUAAGAUCUCUUUUACGUAAUAAAAGAUAUUGUAAUCCUACGUUGUCACGGAUAGAGAGAUAUUUAUUAGAUCGUCGAACACGCCGCUUCUCUUUUGCUUUUACGAAUACAUAUCGAGAACAGUUAUAUUUAACGCUAAUUGAAAACGCGCCGAUCUCGAUUAUUUUCGCCACGGUACACCGAAUACCGCUUCUUCUUCCGAUUUGUUCUGGAAUAAUUUCACGAGCGAGGAACGGUAUUACACUCGACCAGUCCACCGCAAAUAUUAUCCUUCUGCAUCCUGACGUUCCGAGUGACAGGUCGGACAAAUCCGAUUCACCACCCCGUUUCCACCACCAUCGACGUUAACUUUCCUCGGAUAAGGGGUGUGUUUCACGUCGUGUCCGAGUUUGGUCUCACCCGCGGACGCGAUCGGGCGCGAUCAUUUGUAUCACUCGCAAUCGACGACGAGACAUCGCGACGCGGUCAGCCCUUCACGAAUUGCGCGCAACGAUAUCAAGCUUGCGAAGUAGAGUAGACGCACACAAACAUGGGUAAAUAAGCGUCUUUUUUCAUCUUCUCCAUAAGAGCCGAGUUGUAAUAUCUCAGUGGCUGCUAUUAGUGAGAAAACACAUGCGAUACAAACGGCGUUGAGAUCGCGAGGAGAAAGGAAACGAUCGUUAAAAUUCGUAACUCGUAAAAUGAGUAUCGGUGUUGCUCGUAUUCUCAACUGACGAACGAUAAUGUUUCUCGUGACAGGGAGAACUUUACCCACACCGGUUUCUUGUAAAGUAUGUGGCGACCGAUCGUAUGGGAAACAUUAUGGUGUUUAUUGCUGCGACGGCUGCUCGUGCUUCUUCAAGCGAUCUGUGCGCCGCGGCGCUCUGUUCACCUGCAUAGCCACGGGCUCUUGCACUAUUGCGAAAGCUACGCGAAAUUUCUGUCCGCAUUGUCGUCUAAAGAAAUGUUUCUCCGUCGGCAUGAAUACAGCAGCGGUGCAGGAAGAGAGAGGGCCGCGAAUACGAAAUAACGCGCUGCCGAGUCCGCAUAAUUCCAACACCGUCUGGAAGCCCAAAGUUAACCCAACGGGAGCUCUUUGUGUUCGUUUGAACAGCUCCAAGGUGUAUUUGCCCUUCAAGAGCUCCACAUUGAACAGUACUUUAACAAUGAAAACGAUACACGAGUCCGACACCAAGGAAGAGAUCACCUUUCCCGUCUUGUCGCGCCAGAUACAACCAACUGCGAGAAUAUCGCCCGGCACGGCUAUACAGUACGAGAUCUCCGCGCAGAUAUUCCUGGCUGCCGUUCAAAGUGCUCGUCGGCAUCGAGACUUCUCGCUGCUAGAGCUGGAGGAGCAAAAUAAAAUUCUCCGUCGCGGUUGGUCCGCUCUUUUCAUUUUACGCGCGGCCACAUGGCCAGUCGAUAUAACGAACAUACGUGGGCAAAAUGCAGCGACAAACGGCGGUGCAUCGGCUUAUCUGACCGCGGCACGCAUCGCGAUCGCCAAGCUGCAGCUUGAUGAUGUCGAGCUGUGCAUCUUGGACACGUUCGUCCUGUGUCGACCCGAAAUCGCUAAUACCGCGGACGGCUUUCGCGUAACAUCGCGGGCGAGAGACAAUGCCGUGGAGGCUCUGAUCCGGCAUCAUCAGCAUCGAGACGAUCGUGCUAAGAAAUUGAUCAGGAUCCUGUUUGUCUUACCUAUACUCACCGGUUGUUGCCCUCAGGAAUUGGCUGGAGAACUGUUCGCGCCGAUUAUUGACGAUGCGGACAUGGAAAGAGUCAUCGCGUCUGUGCGAUGAAUCUUUCG